Molecule: messenger RNA, 1715 nt
Organism: Neopsephotus bourkii (Bourke's parrot)
Lineage: Eukaryota; Metazoa; Chordata; Aves; Psittaciformes; Psittacidae
Gene: CUNH5orf22
Product: chromosome unknown C5orf22 homolog
Exons: 9
Coding region: 18-1400 (460 amino acids)
Source: RefSeq, a predicted model, not a curated record
CCCGUCACAGCCGCGGCAUGAACGGCGGGGGCCCGAUGGCUGGCAGCGGGACCGGGCCCCAAGGGGGCCGCCUCCGGGCUUACCCGGCUCUGCCCGUGUGGGUGGUGGAGGACCACCAGGACGUGCUGCCUUUCAUCUAUCGUGCCAUUGGUUCAAAGCAUCUCCCUGGCAGUAACAUCACCUUUGUUCAUCUUGAUUCCCAUCCAGACCUUCUUAUUCCUGUGAAUAUGCCUGCAGACACUGUAUAUGACAAAGAAGCUCUUUUUAGUGAAUUAAGUAUUGAGAACUGGAUUAUGCCUGCUGUUUAUGCUGGCCAUAUUUCUCAGGUAGUUUGGCUUCACCCACCCUGGGCUCAGCAGAUCUCAGAAGGAAAACACAAUUUUUUAAUUGGGAAAGACAUAUCAACAACUACAAUCAGGGUAACAGGUACAGAUAAUUACUUUUUAAGUGAUGGUCUUUAUGUCCCUGCUGAUCAGCUGGAAAACCAGAAACCUUUGAAUUUACACGUCAUUCUCAUCAAUCCUACUGAAGCAUCAAACAACUGGGAAGAAAAUGGUGAAGUAGCAUCUGCUAAGAGACUGAAGCUAAAUACAGAUGACACAGCAAGCACUGCUUCUGCCUCUUCAUCAGUGGCUCCUAACCUUGAUUACAGCACAACAAAUGUGAAGAAAAAGGAAGUGCAAAAUACAGGUGCCCUGAACAGGACAGAAACCUUAGAGUGCUCAGCUUCAAGCUCUCUAAGAAACAGUGAAUGCCCAAUAAGAAAUGUUGUUGAAGAUGUUUGCCAAGUAUUGAAGAAAGGGGAUGCAUAUGUUUUAGACAUUGACUUAGAUUUUUUUUCAGUUAAAAAUCCAUUCAAAGAAACAUACACACAGAGAGAAUAUGAGCUUUUGCAAGAGUUGUACAUUUUCAAGAAGCCUCAUAGAAAUGCGACAGAGGAGGGCUUGCUGGAUUGUGUUGAAAACCGUAUUCAUCAGCUAGAAGAUCUGGAAGCAGCAUUUGCAGAUUUGUGUGACAGUGAUGAUGAAGAAACCAUACAGAAGUGGGCUUCAUAUCCUGGAAUGAAGCCACUUGUUCAACUAGUUCACAGUUUGAAAACCAGGAUGGAAAGCCCAGACUAUGAAAUGGUCCAUCAGGCUGGUCUGACUUGUGAUUAUAUGGAGCUUCCUCACCAUGUUAGCACUGAAGAGGAGAUCGAAGGCCUCAUAAAAUCCAUUAAAGUUCUACUGAAAGAUAUGCCUAAGCCCACACUCGUGACAAUUGCUCGAUCAAGUUUGGAUGACUAUUGCCCUUCAGAACAGGUUGACAUCAUUCAAGAAAAGGUUCUCAAUUUACUAGAUUCGGUGUAUGGCACUCUUGAUGUGCACUUAGAUUACUUAAGCAUCUCUUCUUCUGUGUGACUUUUCUUCAUGCAUUGCCCUCUAAUGCAGUGGAUUAAUUUAAAUUGCAUAUUACCUGUGGUUGCAAGUGGGAAAAUGCUGUUAUUUCAGCAGGUGGCACUAGAACCCAAGCUGACCCAGAGCCAGGUUUGAGUCAGAUUGCUUUUUCCAAGUUAGCUGCAUCUGAACUGACUUUGUUCAGAUCAGUUCUGUGGUUAUUAUUUUUACUGUCUUGCUUCUGUAAACUGGUGCAAGAGAAACUGGUUUUGUCUAUAAAAUGUAUUUUGUCACCUGAUUUCCUUAAGUGUCUGUAAAAAAAAAAAAAAAUUAAAAUAA